Messenger RNA from Penicillium macrosclerotiorum, 2892 nucleotides. RefSeq names its product serine/threonine protein kinase ATG1 (gene atg1). Gene Ontology annotation, biological process: peptidyl-serine phosphorylation; autophagy; protein autophosphorylation. The record is from RefSeq and is a predicted model, not a curated record. NCBI's taxonomy places the organism in Eukaryota, Fungi, Ascomycota, Eurotiomycetes, Eurotiales, Aspergillaceae. Gene Ontology annotation, molecular function: protein serine/threonine kinase activity; ATP binding. The transcript is spliced from 3 exons. Gene Ontology annotation, cellular component: autophagosome; cytoplasm. Bases 1 to 2892 code for a protein of 963 amino acids.
AUGUCAUCUCAGCAUUCACGGAGGUCAAGCGCCUCCUCGACUGAAAUGACUAUCGGCCCCUACACACGACAUGGAAAGAUCGGAUCAGGGAGCUUUGCAACAGUCUAUCGAGGCACCCACGCGAAAUCCAAGACCUUCGUUGCAAUCAAGUCAGUGAACCUAUCGAAGUUGAAUAAGAAGUUGAAGGACAACCUUUCCUCCGAAAUCGAUAUCCUCAAGUGUCUGCACCACCCGCACAUCGUCGCACUGAUCGACUGCCAUGAGUCCACCUCACACAUCCAUCUCGUCAUGGAGUUUUGUGCCCUGGGGGACUUGUCACAAUUCAUCAAGAAGCGACAGUAUCUGGGUAAUCACCCCGAGACCCAAGAAAUGGUGGCCAAAUACCCAAACCCAGAUCACAAAAUCGCGGGCCUGAAUGAGGUGAUUGUGCGACAUUUCCUCAAACAACUUGCCAGUGCGCUGCAUUUCCUACGCGAGCGUAAUCUCAUCCAUCGAGAUAUCAAGCCUCAGAAUCUUCUCCUGUGCCCAGCCCCUACAACCUAUCGCGCUGGCCGCUCCCGGAUCAUUCCCUUGAAGGGCAGCGAGAACUCCUACGACCCGGCAACGGGACUGGAGUCUUUGCCUAUGCUCAAGAUUGCUGACUUCGGCUUCGCUCGUUCCCUGCCCUCUACUUCCUUGGCCGAAACCCUGUGCGGCUCACCCCUUUAUAUGGCUCCCGAGAUUCUUCGAUACGAGAAGUACGAUGCCAAGGCUGACCUCUGGUCCGUUGGCACGGUGUUAUUUGAAAUGGUGGAGGGGAGACCUCCAUUUCGGGCAUCGAACCACGUUGAGUUACUACGGAGGAUUGAGAAGGGAGAAGAUCGAAUUAACUUCGAACCGAAAAACCCGAUUUCAGAUGAAAUCAAGAAACUCAUCCGGGGUCUUUUAAAGCGGAAUCCCGUCGAACGCAUGAACUUCCCAGAAUUCUUCAACGACCCUGUCAUUGUAGGGCCAAUCCCGGGUCUGGUCGGGGAUGAUCUGCCCCAAGAGGAGCGUCGUCCUUCUAUCGACUUGCCUUUCCGCACUGGUGCCCAGCUUGACCAAAUUCAGCUCAACCCAAUUGUUCCGAAUGCCAGUAGAGAUAAUCCAUAUGGCACUGAGCCGGAAGAGCCUCCCUUAACAUACCCCCAACCCCAUCGAACAAGAUCAUCACGACCGAGAUCAGAAACUCCUCCCAGUGCUUCACCGAUGCGCCGUGUAGGAAGUGCAGAUCGACCAUCGUCAAGUGCUUCGAAAGACCAGGCACGAAGCGGAGCAGAUACUCCGCCUCAUCGACCCUCUGCACAUACCCAUGCGACAGCGCCGGGGCGACAAGAGCUUGUGGAUCGUCAUUCCACCGCAACUGCGAUGGAACGACAAAGAAGUCGAAACACCUAUGCCGGUACGAGCAAGACUGGCCAGGAGGAUCGAUCUCGAGAGGAACGUGAACGGGCUGCGCAGGAGGUUGCUUUUGAACGGGACUAUGUGCUGGUCGAGAAACGUGCAGUGGAGGUCAAUGCGUUUGCCGAUGAGUUGGCUCAUAGCCCCCGGAUCCAGGGUGGUUUCGGACGGGGACAACCUGGAUCUGUGUCUCGUCGUGCAACCACCCAAGGCCUGCCGUCUGUAAACUCAACAUCACCGCAUUCCAAGGCCCUGCAAAUGAUCCCUGGUCGAGCUCGAGCGGAUUCACUACACCAGCGUCAACACUCGUAUGAGCGACGAUAUGGACAAAGUCCGACGUCGGCAACAUCGGCUAUUUCCAAAGCCCUAAAUAUGGCUAGUGGUCGGCUGUUCAGUAUGGGGUUUUCACCACCCUUGGCUAUCACUAAAGGCGGCCGGUCGCCUCCGCUGGCAUACAACCCAUUUCCCGCCUAUCCUUCCGGGCAAGGGAGUCUGUUGCUUAUGGGUGAUGGUUCCAAGACUACUGAUGAGGAUUACAAGGCUGUACAGGUGAUUGAAGAGUGUGCGACUCGGAGCGAUGUUGUUUAUGGGUUUGCCGAGGUUAAAUAUAAACAACUCAUCCCCCUGGCUCCCUCAGCUCAGACGGAUCAGUCAGCAAGACCCAACACUGGUGCUGACCCCGAUUCCAACAAUGGCGACGAUGACGGGUUAACUGUGGAUGCCAUUGUCACGCUCUCCGAGGAAGCUCUCGUCUUAUACGUGAAAGCCUUGUCUUUGCUCGCAAAGUCUAUGGAUAUUGCAGGAGCUUGGUGGUCACGAAAGAAUCGAGAAGACGUCUAUGGCGAUAAUGGUCGAAAUGAUUCCACCGCGCUUGCCGGGACUCGGAUCAAUAACGUCGUGCAAUGGGUCCGGAGUCGAUUCAAUGAAGUCCUGGAGAAAGCUGAGUUUGUCCGACUGAAACUUAUGGAGGCGCAAAGACGGCUGCCUCUAGACCAUCCUAAUCACCUGGAUAACACCUCGGUUGGCUCGGCUGCCACAUCGACCGCAUCUGCAGAUGUCGUGGUUAGCUCCGGGGUAUCUGCCGAGAAGCUGAUGUACGACCGAGCAUUGGAAAUGAGCCGGGCUGCAGCUAUCAAUGAAUUGACUGGUGAAGAUCUCGGGGGCUGUGAGAUCGCCUACGUUACCGCUAUCCGUAUGCUCGAGGCAGUCCUCGACGACGACGGAUCGCGUACUUCUACAGGGACUGCCAGCGAUAACCAGAGUGCCGGCGACAGGGGAUCCCUCGAUGACUUGCAAGGGGAGGACCGGCAGGUAGUCGUCAAGCUGGUAUCCAGCAUGCGUGGCCGCUUGACAGCUCUUAGGAAGAAGCUUACCGUCCUUGCCAAACGUACAUCAACUGGCAAUAACGGUCGACUGCCAUCGUCCAAUUUGGUCCCCGUCUCUCAAGCGUCGGGCGCGACUCCUCCGCGGUGA